Molecule: messenger RNA, 639 nt
Organism: Theileria orientalis strain Shintoku
Lineage: Eukaryota; Apicomplexa; Aconoidasida; Piroplasmida; Theileriidae
Exons: 1
Coding region: 1-639 (212 amino acids)
Source: RefSeq, a predicted model, not a curated record
AUGACUUUUUCAAACAAAUUUUCAUCUUUUAUACAACCUUUAAGGUUUUUUAACAAUAACAUAUCACAACGCUCUUAUUCUUAUAACACUUCAAUCUCAUCUGCUUCUAAUAACAUAUUCAACAAAUACAAUUACUCUAUUUAUAACAAUCAUUUUUCAUUUUUAAACGACUCCUUCAUUAGGACCUUUGGUACUUCAGUUACUAAGACUAAUGUUACACAUUCUCUUACGAACGAGAAGUCUACUAACUUUUAUGCACCUUACAUAUAUGAAGAAGUCAAGGCUCCAUCUGGAGGAGGCCCCGUGUACUGGAGAGUGAGAAAAUUUAUAAUGAAUUUCAAGCGUCGUGCCAAUCUAAGGGCACGUGAACGAAGGUGGAACUGGGACGUCGUUAGGGCCGCCUUCGCUGGAGUACCUAAGCUUUCAUACGACCCAAAGAUUAACCAAUGGGUUCCGCUUAUGGAUAACGAGGAAUGGGGAGGCGUCGGAGGACGUUUUUGGAUCGAGUUCAGCAACAAAAUAUGGUUCAACCUCCUCUUCGCAUACAUAUUUUACUACUCAUGGUACAGACUUGUCCUGAACAACAAACACAAUGUGUUCGCCAGGUGGAAGAAUAAGGAUGCAGAAGAUGAUGAAUAA